Messenger RNA from Owenia fusiformis, 726 nucleotides. Lineage: Eukaryota; Metazoa; Annelida; Polychaeta; Sabellida; Oweniidae. The record is from the annotation of a GenBank genome assembly.
AUAAGCAGAUUGAGUUGGUGCCUAUAACGGACCGUUCCGAUGCCGUUAAAUGCCACGAUGAUCCGAUUGAAUCUUACGUCGAUGCCGUUAAGAAACCACAUGUACAGUCAACGGAUGGUUUCACUACCGUGGCGAGAAAACGACAAUAUAGAUCUACGAGGAAUCCACAACACCGCGGACUGCACGGUGUCAGACGAGAAAAAACAUGCACUUUAUAUGUAAGAAAUAUUGCCAUGGAGUCUGAUGAGACCCCCGGUGAUCUUGAAAAACAAAUGUUAGAUACUAUGAGUCAAUUGAACAUUAGGGCUUAUAAUGUUAAGGUGGUGAAAAAUAAGUAUGCAGAUGACACUGUGGGCAUACGCCUUAAUGUCACCGAGGAAAACAAAUACUACUUAAUGUAUGACUAUGAAUGGCCAGAAUAUGUGACAUGCAGGGAGUGGUUCCGUAAAUCUGGUCCCAGUUACUUUGGUCCCCGACUACGGGCUAAAGGCGUCGGUGAUAGUAUUUGGUCCGUCAAUGAUGAUGGAAACUAAGCAUUGUAUUAAUAUAACACUUAAUAUUCAAUAUGUACGCACAUACAAUAAAGAUCCUGUUUAUAGUCUGUAUUAUUGCACUGGUAUCUUUUCAAAAACCAAACGGUACUUCAUAUUUUUUUAACAAAAUAAGUGGAUCUGAAUUUGAAUCAGGGAUAAAUAUAUGCUCGUGGAAUGCCAAUGGGCUUGGAAC